ACCGCUAUAAAGGUAACUUUCACAGUUUUGCUUUAUUUUAAUGAAAUUUGUUCAGUGGGAGGGUGCGUGCUCACCAGCGAUUUCAGAGUUUUUACUGCCUGUGUUGUUCUGUGUACAGUAGCUGUUUGAGAUCCUGCAGGAUGCUCCUGACUCACAGUGGGAUGCCAUGGAUUGUGUUGACGGUCCUCAGCCUGUGCCCGGCCGUGUGGAGUGCUUUAAACGUGACCCAACCCUACAAAGUGGUUAGCACCAAUGGCACAGCACAGGUGCGGUGCUUCGUCCAACCCAGACCCUCCUUCCACCAAAUCCAACCCUCCAACGGACAAAUCCCACCGUACCCAUACCCCGACCCUGAGGAGCUCCGCGUGACGCUGCUGAAAGGCCUCCACGGCACCCAGGAACUCUGCUCGUCCACCCUCAGCUUGACAGAGCAGACGGAGCAGACGGAGCCAGGAGUGGAGAAAGACAGAGAGGUGCAGUGCUCUGCCCGGCUGAGAGAGGGCGCUGUGGAGGUGACGGUGUCCGGACUGAAAGCCACAGACACAGACCUGUAUCGUUGUGGGAUCGAGAUCUUCUACCCACCACCGUAUCUGCAGCUCACUGGCAACGGCACACUCAUCCAUGUCUUAGGCAGCUCCGACUGUCCCGUGCCGGAGACUCACAGACAGACUGCAAAGCAGGGCGAUGAAGGAGAGGAGGACGGGGAGAGGACAACAUCAGACACAUCUGUUCCUGUGGUUGUACUGGUGAUACUGGUCAUGUGUGUCCUCAUCAUCAUAAUCUACUUACAGGCUAAACAGUGUGAGCGAGGGAGGAGAGAGAUCAGAGUCCAACCAGCGCCUGACGUGUUUCCCAAGGUGGACGCUGCUGCAUUUUCAUGUUAAAACUGAAAACCACGUGGCGGACUCCAGCUCACCCAGUAAGAGCGUGCGCCCCACGUAGGCUGAGUUAUUUGCAGCCGCCCGGGUUCGAGUCCGACCUGUGGCCCUUUGCUACGUGUCAUCCCACCCUCCCUCUCUCUCUCUCUCCCCACUUUACUGUCUAUCCACUGUCACUAAUAAAUAAACAAAACAACUUAAAAACACACUGGGGAGUCACAAAGCUGUAUCCUAGUAUCUGCCUCAGAGCAGUAGAGCACAGAGAGUUGGAGGAGUAUUGGGUCAGUAUUGACUAUUUAUUAAAUAUCACCUCUGGUGAUGAUUGAGGUUCUUUUUUUAAACACAGUUAUACAAAAAAACCCCACCAGAAUGACAUUUUUGGUGUGUGUACAUAUUUUACUUUAAGCAUAAAACUAAUGUUUACAUUGUUGUGAACACAAUUUAGUAUAUUAAAAGAUGUAGCUUUGCUGGAGUUUCCAUUUGUAGGAGCUCUCUCAUUACUGCAGCUGGAAGGCGUGUUGACUAGUACCGUGUACAAACUACUUGUUUUGCAUAAAAACUGAAUCACUCCAGCUAAGAAAAUGCAAGGCUUUGAAUCAGUACUGGUGCAUUAUGGCUGUGGAAGGUAUUUAUAUUGUUACCUUAUGUCAGAAUAUAUUUUGUUGCCAUUGCAAUGUCACAUUGAACAUAUUCAUGUUGGAUAUUUCCUUAAAAUAAAGUUUCU
Messenger RNA from Etheostoma spectabile (orangethroat darter), 1602 nucleotides. RefSeq names its product CD28 molecule (gene cd28). Lineage: Eukaryota; Metazoa; Chordata; Actinopteri; Perciformes; Percidae. Bases 141 to 884 code for a protein of 247 amino acids. The record is from RefSeq and is a predicted model, not a curated record. Gene Ontology annotation, biological process: T cell receptor signaling pathway; regulation of T cell proliferation. The transcript has 5 exons. Gene Ontology annotation, cellular component: external side of plasma membrane.